This is a messenger RNA of Emiliania huxleyi CCMP1516, 311 nucleotides long. RefSeq lists its product as hypothetical. The transcript has a single exon. NCBI's taxonomy places the organism in Eukaryota, Haptophyta, Isochrysidales, Noelaerhabdaceae. The record is from RefSeq and is a predicted model, not a curated record. The annotation marks the transcript as partial.
AUGGGACUCUGCAGCUCGAGGCAAGUCGUCGAGGAGGAGGACGUGGCGGCGCGCGCCGCCCCGGUCAACAAGCCCGAGGAGAUCCUCAAGGGCACAGUGGAGUCUGCGAUCGACAAGUUGGAGGUAAUCGCCAAGACCGACCUCGACAAGGAUGGCGAUAUUGCUGACGUUCCAAUCGUCUCAGAGGCUCCGCAGGAGGCAGCCGCCGCGGAGUACCCGGUGGAGACCGAGCCUGUUGAUGCCCCCCUGGAGGUGGAGUCGGGACCGCGUCAGGACUACAUCGUGCCCAAGUCUGAGCGCUCCUCCAGCGG